Pezoporus flaviventris is the source of this 2258-nucleotide messenger RNA. RefSeq names its product ras homolog family member T2 (gene RHOT2). Bases 82 to 1938 code for a protein of 618 amino acids. The record is from RefSeq and is a predicted model, not a curated record. NCBI's taxonomy places the organism in Eukaryota, Metazoa, Chordata, Aves, Psittaciformes, Psittacidae. Gene Ontology annotation, molecular function: calcium ion binding; GTPase activity; GTP binding. Gene Ontology annotation, biological process: small GTPase-mediated signal transduction; regulation of mitochondrion organization; mitochondrion transport along microtubule. The transcript has 19 exons. Gene Ontology annotation, cellular component: mitochondrial outer membrane.
CCGCCGCUCGCUGGUGCGGCCGGAAGCGGAAGGUUGUGGCGGGGAGGGGGCGGCCCCGGUAGCGGCGGCGGCGGUGCCGACAUGAAGCGGGACGUGCGGAUCCUGCUGCUGGGGGACGCCCAGGUGGGGAAGACGUCCCUGAUCAUGGCCCUGGUGGGAGAGGAGUUCCCGGAAGAGGUGCCACCUCGUGCAGAGGAGAUCACGAUCCCGGCUGAUGUCACCCCAGAGAAGGUCCCCACACACAUAGUGGAUUACUCAGAGUCCGAACAGACGGAGGAUGAGCUGCAGGAGGAGAUCUCUAAGGCCAACGUGGUCUGCGUGGUGUAUGAUGUCACCAAGGAGGCCACGAUUGAGAAGAUUCGCACAAAGUGGAUCCCCAUGGUGAACGGGGGAGCUGAAAAGGGCGCCAGGAUCCCCAUUAUUUUAGUGGGAAACAAGUCUGACUUGCAGAUGGGAAGCUCCAUGGACGUCAUCCUGCCCAUCAUGAACCAGUUUUCAGAGAUUGAGACCUGCGUGGAGUGCUCUGCCAAGAACCUUAAGAACAUUUCUGAGCUCUUCUACUAUGCCCAGAAAGCUGUGCUGCACCCCACUGCCCCCCUCUAUGACCCAGAGGAGAAGCAGCUGAAACCUGCAUGUGCACGAGCACUGACACGGAUUUUCAACCUCUCGGACCAGGAUAACAACCAGAUCCUUAGUGAUGAUGAACUCAACUACUUCCAGAAAUCCUGUUUUGGAAACCCAUUGGCUCCCCAGGCCCUGGAGGAUGUGAAGGUGGUUGUGUGUAAGAACACCACAGACGGGGUGCAGGACAACGGCCUGACCUUGAACGGCUUCCUCUUCCUCAACACGCUCUUCAUUCAGAGGGGCCGGCACGAGACCACAUGGACCAUCCUCCGCCGCUUUGGGUACGACGAUGAGCUGGAGCUGACAGAUGACUACCUGUACCCACAGUUCCGGCUGCCCCCUGGCUGCUCCACGGAGCUCAACCACUUGGGCUACCAGUUCCUCCAGCGGCUGUUUGAGAAGCAUGACAAGGACCAGGAUGGAGCCCUCUCACCCACAGAGCUGCAGAACUUCUUCAGCGUCUUCCCCUGCAUGCCCUGGGGUCCUGAGCUCUACAAUACGGUAUGCACCACUGAUAAAGGCCUGCUUUCCCUGCAUGGAUUCCUCUGCCAGUGGACGCUCAUGGCUUACCUGGACGUGCGGCACUGCCUGGCGUGCCUGGGCUACCUGGGCUACCCUAUCCUCUCGGAGCAGGACUCCCAGACACAGGCCCUCACGGUGACCCGGGAGAAGAGGAUUGACCUGGAGAAAGGCCAGACCCAGAGAAACGUCUUCCUCUGCAAGGUGCUGGGAGCCAGGGGAGCAGGCAAGUCUGCCUUCCUGCAGGCCUUCCUCGGCAGGAGCCUGGUGGCUCAGAAGGAGAAACCAGGAGAGCCAUCCCUCUAUGCCAUCAACACAGUGCAGGUCAACGGCCAGGAGAAGUAUCUUAUACUAUAUGAGGUGAGCACCGACACGACGUUCCUGAAGCCAUCAGACACAGCCUGUGAUGUCGCCUGCUUCGUCUACGACCUGAGCGAGCCCAGGUCCUUCAGCUACUGUGCCAGUAUUUAUAAGCAACACUACAUGGACAGCCAGAUCCCCUGUGUCUUUGUGGCCUCCAAGACAGACCUGCCAGAAGCGAGUCACCAGCCCGGCCUCUCCCCUGCUGAGUUCUGCUACAAGCACUGCCUCCCACCACCCUUCCUCUUCACCUGCCACAGCCAGGGGCCACCCAGCAGCGCUGUGUACACCAAGCUGGCAACCGCCGCCACCUUCCCUCACUUGAACGCCGUGGAGCUGGGAGCCGCGUCCUUCUGGCUGCGGGUGGCGCUGGGGGCUGCAGUGACAGCACUGGUGGGGUUCACACUCUACCGGGUUCUGGGCAAGAACAAAUGAGGCCCCUGCAGCCCGUCCUAAUGUGACACCAGCCUCCCCCUCCCCAGCACUGCCCCGAGGGGCCCUGCCUCAAGCUGGUUCCUGGUAGGAAAUGCUCCUUUUCGCCCAGCCUGGAUUGCAGGACCAGUAAAACCAGAGCUCCCGGCACCAGCAGAAUCGAUCCCCCAGCACCGGCCACCCUGACCCUGCCAUCCUCAUGGCCUCUGCCCAGCUGUUGUGCCGGGGCCAGGCAGCUCUGCCGGGGCUCUGCCUUGCUGACACAGGAGGGAUCAGCCUCAUCUUUUAUUCUGUUAAUAUUUUUUAAUGUUUUUAAGCUCAAA